Molecule: messenger RNA, 559 nt
Organism: Radiomyces spectabilis
Lineage: Eukaryota; Fungi; Mucoromycota; Mucoromycetes; Mucorales; Radiomycetaceae
Exons: 1
Coding region: 118-453 (111 amino acids)
Source: RefSeq, a predicted model, not a curated record
AACAAAAAAUGGUAAGCAGAAAUAUUUUCCACUCUCCCGUCCAAAUAUGGCCGUAACCUUGCAAUACCGGUAUAGGGAUCGUCAUUUGAUGCGCUUGGUGUUGUUUUCAAAGAAGUAAUGAUUGAUGAUUCUGGUGCUGAAAUCGAUAUGGCGACGUUAUCGACGAAGAAAAUUUUGGUCCAUGGAACAACCUAUCCGAUGGCGACGACUAUCUUCGGGAAGAGCAGAUGGAGGAGGGCUACGCUUGAGAACCUUCCUCUUGCCGAAAACCGGUGGUUCGUACAGGGUCACGAUGUUUCAACGAAGUUCCAUGACUACCGCCAAGCGUGUAUUCUUGCAUCUCGUACGACUGAAUUUGCGAUCGAAACCCACUUCAACGAACUUUUGGCCAUGUCUGGUGUCCUGAGUUUGCAGCGCCGGGGCGGCUAUGAAGAUUUGCCGGCUCCUUGUUGACAGCUGGGCGCAACGAAACACUGGCCAGAUAUAGGCGCGACUCAUUCCAGCCGCAUAUUAGGUCCGCACUUCAGCCGAUUGUCCAACAGUUCGUGCAUGAUAAUAU